AUGGACCAUUCGCUGUCCAAUCCGCCGCUGCAUUGGGGCUACUCGGGCUCCGCUGCCAACCCGGCCUCGUCGUGGCAACCGGUGCCCAAUAAUCGCGGUACCAAGAGACCAUUAUCGGAGAGUGAUUGUGACGAUGUUUACUCGGAGGAAUCUUCCAAGGAACAAUGUACCUCUCCUGGAGACGCUGAUAGCUGUCAGAUGUUGUCCAGAAAAAAACGUCGAGGUGUCAUUGAGAAAAAACGAAGAGACCGAAUAAAUAUGUCGUUGUCAGAACUAAAAAGACUGGUGCCCAGUGCCUUCGAGAAGCAAGGGUCUGCGAAGUUAGAGAAAGCAGAAAUUUUGAAGAUGACAGUGGAUCAUCUGAAAAUGUUGCACGCUAAAGGUUUGGAUUCUUUCGCAUUUGAUCCACACAAAUACGCUGUUGACUACCACGGAAUGGGCUUCCGAGAAUGCUUAACAGAAGUCACCAGGUAUUUAGAACGAAUUGAAGGUAUGGACGCUCAGAAUCCACUUCGAUUGAGACUGACUUCCCACUUGCAAUGUUGCGCUGCUCAGAAAGAGCUAGCUCUGAAACAAGCAACCUCCGCACCGUGGAGUUACGGAAGUUCUCAAGCAUAUCCACCACCAUUAAACCCACUGCAGUCGCCGAAUCAUGGUUCGUUAAACACGCAUCAACCUCCACCGUUAGUUCCACCGAUUCAUCAUCAGAAUAUGCAUCACGAUCUGGGCCAUUAUGAUGUUUCAACGUCUUGUACUCAGAGUAUAGCUCCAGUGCCUUCGCCGGAUAGUAGAUUGGCUCCUUCGACGUCAAUAUUGACUCCUUUGACUACAACCACGUCUUCAGCUCUGGCGUACAGUCCUCAUCAUCAAUACCCACCGCCUGUGAAUGCUUUUGGUAUUCCGUCUUCUAGUCACCAUCAAAAUUACAGCCAGAGUGUGCCUACGUCGCAGGGAAUGAAGCCUUACAGGCCUUGGGGUGCCGAGGUGGCCUACUGAUGUUCGGUGAAAUAGUGUAUAUAGUUCAAACGUGUCCAAUGCCUUAAAUGCUGUGCUUUAAAAAUUAAAAAAGAAAUAUGGUGACGAAAUAGCUGUCGGAUGAGGAAGAGCACCGUGUAUACUCGAGUAACAUGUUGUUAAAUUAUGUAUACAGAAAUUAUUUUUUUGUUUCUGAUAAAAGUGAUAAUAGCACCUGCACAAAGGCUUAGGCUAGUCAUUUGCUGUACCUAACAGAAGGAAUUUGGCAAUUUUUUAAUUUAUUCUUUGUAAAAUAGUGGAAACUAAGAGUGACAUAGGGUAUUUAUAUAGAUUUUUGUACAUAUUUUUAUGAU
Molecule: messenger RNA, 1328 nt
Organism: Sitophilus oryzae (rice weevil)
Lineage: Eukaryota; Metazoa; Arthropoda; Insecta; Coleoptera; Curculionidae
Gene: Hey
Product: hairy/enhancer-of-split related with YRPW motif protein
Exons: 3
Coding region: 1-996 (331 amino acids)
Biological process (GO): regulation of transcription by RNA polymerase II; regulation of neurogenesis; anterior/posterior pattern specification
Cellular component (GO): nucleus
Molecular function (GO): DNA-binding transcription factor activity, RNA polymerase II-specific; protein dimerization activity; RNA polymerase II cis-regulatory region sequence-specific DNA binding
Source: RefSeq, a predicted model, not a curated record